UGUGGAGAGAGAGAGCGCGAGCGUGCGUGCCGCGCGCACCGUCUGCCCAUCUCCUCUCCCUCACUCCGCCCCCCCUCCCUCCUCUAAAGCUCCAAGAUGGCGGCAGCGGCGGCUGAUGCGGAGACCCCGGCUCCCCCUCCCCCCCCGGCGGUGGUGGUCGCGGCUCCGGAUCCCGCUCCCGGCGGGGGGGUCGGGGCCUGCCCGGAUUUCGCCGUGGUGUGCUCGUUCCUGGAGCGCUAUGGCGCCUUGCUGGACCUGCCCGAGCUCAGCUUCCCGGAGCUGGAGGAGGCGCUGGAGGAGACCCGAGCAGUUGCAAAACCUUUAAUGGAACUUCAUCUGAAACUAAUGAGAAAAAUUGGAAAGUCUGUUACAACCGACAGAUGGGAAAAAUACUUAGUCAAGAUAUGCCAGGAUUACAACAGCACAUGGGCCUGGGAGAUGGAGAAGAAAGGCUACCAGGAGAUGAGCUUGGAGUGCAAAGUGGGCUUGCUGAAGCACCUGUGCGAGUGCCAAUUUGAUGACAAUCUAAAAUUUAAAAAUAUCAUCAAUGAAGAGGACGGUGACGCCAUGCGUCUGCAGCCCAUUGGGCGGGAUAAAGAUGGCUUGAUGUACUGGUACCAGCUGGAUCAAGAUCAUAACAUUCGUAUGUACAUAGAAGAGCAAGAUGAUCAGGAUGGAUCAACCUGGAAGUGCAUUGUCAGGACUAGGAAUGAACUAGCAGAAACCCUUGAGCUGCUGAAAGCUCAAAUUGAUCCUGCAUUGUUAAAGAAAAUUGAGCCGCAGGAAGGUUCAUCUCAUGAGAUCCCCUGUCCAGACGAUGAAGUGAAAAAGGAAAAUGAGGAAAAAUCUGUGGAGGAUGGUGAGAUUGACAAACCUGAAGCCAAGAGCCCAAAAGAUGAAAGCAUCUGUAAAACUGAGAAAGAGGUUUUAAAAACACCUUCUGAAAUAAAGAUUGAGCCUUCAGCAGACUUGGACGAAGGAAAAUCAGUUGUCAAAGAAGUGAAUGACUCUUUUAAAGAAAAUAUUAAACCUUUGAAAGUAGAAGAAAAAACAGAACCAAAAGAAUUAAAGGAAUCUAAAGCGAAUGCUGAAAUUAUCCCUCCUCCUCAAGAACCUGAACGUUCUGAAAUAUCCGUUAUUGUCAAACGCACAGAAGAUCCUGUUGAAAAGUCAGUGGGGGAAACGGAGAAAAUAAAAAAUGACCAGCAAGCUAAAAUACCGUUGAAAAAGCGUGAACUAAAGUUGACUGAUGAUUUUGACAACUCUGUUAAAACAUCGCUUAGCAAGUCCGUUACCCCUACGAAGGAAAUGCUCUUAAAAGAUGAAGGUAAACAGGAAGAAGAUAAUCAGAAGUCUUCAGUGGGGACUUGUGCCAAUGUGGAUGGGAAGCAGCUAUUAAAUGGAGAGGUCAAUAGUGAGAAAGUAGUACAAAACUCAAAGGUAGAUCAGGCCGAGAGUAAUUCUAAUAUAAGAGAAUCAAUUGUGGUCUCGACCAAGGAUGAAAAUGGCUUGCCUAAUGAGAAGAGAAGCAUCGGUGUUAUCAAAAGCUUAACGGUCAUAAAAGAGAACAAGACAAGUAACGAUAAUUUGGAGAAAAAUGCAAGGGACCUAGGAAAUGAUCUUCUUUCCCCAUUGGCAGAAGAAUCAAACCUAAAACCACCAGUAAAAGGAGAAUUGGGUGAGGUUGGUUUGAAGAAGGAUUGCUUGGAAGACAAGAAUGGAGAAAAUAGAAAAAAAGAACUGACUGUAAUAUCUAGUAAAGGGAAGGUUGCUGUAGACAAAGAGACUUCAAAGAAAAGUCUUAUUAGUUCAGUGUUAAGUAAGGAGUCUGAAUUGGUAGAUAAAACAGGGAAGGUCACCGCUGGAGAUGGUGGUCAAUUGACUGAUGCACUGCCACCUGAAACAGAUGAGUGUAAUGAGGACAACAAGGCUGAGCCAAGUCUAAAACAAAAAAGUGAUUUAGAUGGAGGAGAGGAAUCUAGUGAUAAACUGGAUGCCAAAAAAGAAAUUGCAACAAAAAAGGCUAUAGAAUCAGAGGCCUCAAGAAAACCUUCAAUUGUAAAAGACUCUACUUCAAAACAUGAGGUUCCCAUAGAAACUAAAGAGAGCACAGAGAAUGAAGAGAAUAAAACGUCUGAAUUGACUAUACCAAAUGAAAUGGCAAAAAAAGAAAAAUCUGCAGAACCAGAGAGGAGAACAAGAACUACGAGAACACGACAUAAAUUGGUUCCCAAAGAAAGUCUUCCUGAAUCUCAGUCAACAAAAGAUAACAAGGUUGAUUACCCCAAACCUGCAAAUGAUGAGGUGGAAAAGUCUUCUAAGACAGAGAAGCAAGGCCCAGCUUCAAAAAGUAGACAUCAAAAUAAAGUGGUCCAGGAAGAAGAAAACAGUGGCACAGACUGUAAGGAAAUGACUUCUGAGAGGCAAAAGGAUGGCUUAAAGUUAACCAUCCGGAUUUCCAACAAAAGAAAGAGGACAGAGUUGUCUCAGAUAAUUGCUGUAGAGGAUCCUGAAGAUGCAGAGAUGGAGGAAAGCACCGCAAGGACUUUAAGGCGGUCUCCACGAAUUUCACGUCCCUCAGCUAAAGCCGCUGAAGUCAAAGACCGUAAGCCUGAAAAGAAACAAAGCGAUGAUGAGGAAAAACCUCCAUCUAAACCCGAAAAAGAUGAAGAAAGAAAGUCUGAAAAAGAUUUGUGUCCGAAAAUAAAAAAGAAACCAAGACACAGAAGACGAGCGCGUUGGACUAACUUCCGAUCACGCCGCCGACGUAAAGAGUCUAGUGAGGAAGAGAGUGAGGAGACUGACAGUGAGGAAGACUCUGAAGUAGGAUCGGAAGAUGAGAACAAAGGUGUCCCAGGAGAAGAUGACGAGCCGUGCAAAAAAUGUGGACUUCCCAACCACCCAGAACUGAUUUUGCUGUGCGAUUCCUGUGACAGUGGGUAUCAUACGGCUUGCCUUCGGCCUCCCUUGAUGUUGAUUCCGGACGGAGAAUGGUUUUGUCCCCCCUGCCAACAUAAAUUACUGUGUGAUAAACUGGACGAACAGUUGCAGAAUCUGGACGUGGUUCUUAAGAAAAAAGAACGCGCAGAGAGAAGGAAAGAGCGGUUGGUUUAUGUUGGUAUAAGCAUUGAGAACAUCAUACCUACACAGGAACAAGAGGAAGUGGCAGAAGUUGUGGAAAAAGAAGAAAAGAAAAAGAAAAAACCAAAGCCACUGGAAAGAAGGUCAACACGAGCUAGAAAAUGUAUAAGCUACAGAUUUGAUGAAUUUGAUGAGGCCAUUGAUGAGGCAAUCGAGGAGGACAUCAGGGAUGGAGAUGGUGGAGGUGGUGCAGGCCGAGGCAAGGACAUGUCCAAUAUCACUGGUCACCGUGGAAAGGACAUAUCUACAAUUUUAGAAGGAGAAAGAACUGAAGGAAAACGGCCACAAAGAACAGUCACCCGCCGCAAAAAACGUCGGCGUCUUAACGAUCUUGACAGUGAUAGCAACAUGGAUGAAGAAGAGAGUGAAGAUGAGUUCCGGAUCAGUGAUGGUUCUGAAGAGGAAUUUGUCGUAUCUGAUGAAAAUGUACCAGAGAGUGAAGAAGAUCAGCAAUCCAAUGACAGUGAUUUUGGUGCGCGCAAACCAAGACGUCACUACAGGCGACCAAUGAGGAAAAGUUCACGUUUGAAGAAAAGAAGCUCAAGAAGGAAAUAUUCAGAUGAUGAUGAGGACGAGUCAGAUGACGAUGCUGAAGAGUCUGAAACAGAAGAAAGCAGUGAUUACAGCGAUGACUACCUUGAUACCAGAAGGCGGAGGUCAAGAAGAAACCAGAAACGUCAAGUCAACUAUAGAGAAGAUUCUGAGAGUGAUGGUUCACAGAAAAGAGCUCGGUACGGCAGAGGCAAAGAAAUGAGGCGGGUACUCAAACGCAGGUUCUCCAGCUCAGAAAGCAGUGAUGAUAAUUCUGCAGAUGAGAGGCUACGAACAGAAAAGAAGCCCUUGCUACGGAAACGCAUCCGAAGUUCAAAUGAUGAACUGUCAGAGGAAGAGAAACCUGUGCGAAAAAGGUUAAAUCGAAUUGAGACCGAUGAGGAGGAGGAGGAGGAGGAGGAGAAGGCUGAUGAGGAGGGGAAGGAAGGAAAGGCUAAGGAGAGCAUAACUGAAGAGCCUGCUGUCGUGGAAAAGCCUCUCCCGACAAGCACGGUCCAAGAAAGCACGAAGAAGCCUUGCUAUCGGAUAGAAAGUGAUGAUGAAGAUGACUUUGACAAUGUAGGAAAAGAUGGCAGCCCAUUGGACUAUAGUUUGGUGGAUUUACCUUCCACCAAUGGACAAAGCCCUGGAAAAACUAUUGAGAACUUGAUUGGGAAACCAAAUGAAAAGAGUCAGAACUCUAAGGACACUUCGGCCAACAUUAGCCAGGCUUCCAAUGGGACGGGUAGUAGCCAGGAUGCAGUAGUGCCAGAAGAAGACGAGGAUGAGCUUCUGCGAGUAACGGACCUUGUGGAUUAUGUCUGUAACAGCGAACAGUUAUAAGACUCAUCCUCUUCCAUUUUGUGCUAAUUUAUUCCACAGUCGCUCAUACCAGCGGGCCAGUUAUGAUAUGCGGUUUUAUUCCUCAUUGAGAACUUUCUCCACUACAAAUUUUACCUUUUUAUAGAAACAUUUGACCAGUCCUGCAGCCUCUGUGAAGUGACCAGUUUUUGAACUUCAUAAAAUAAUUUCUGUAAAUUUAUUUUGUAUGUUCGCCCUCCUCCCUCUUCUUCUUCUUUUUUUUUUGUUUAUUUUUUUUUAUUUUAUUUUUUUUGUAUUUCUCAUUGCAUUUGUGGUCAUAGGUAAUUUCACUGAAACCAUGAAAACUUAAAAAUUGGGAGAAAAAAGUGUUUCCACAUGAAUUUUGUGAAUAGGGGUGGGACGUAUUCCAAGUGUCCCAGAAAUAAAAUUUAAAAUACAGUUAUUUUUCUUUGUGAACAGGGAGCAUAUUCCAAGUAGAUGAAAAUAGGAUUGUAAUUUGGGAUAAGCACUUGUUGCUUUUAGCUUUUUUUCAUAUGAGAUAUAUAUUCUAUUUAAAUACGCAGUACUUAGGAUACGAUAAACAGGCAGUUAUAAAUAAAAAUUACCAACAACUUUAUUGUUGCUUUGUGAGUCUUAUACGACUGGUCACUCCUCCCCCCGCCCUUUUUUUGUUGUUUUUUUUUUUUUUUGAAAAUGUAGUAUAGUGCUGAACGUGACCACAAAAUUUAUAUAUUAAACCACUUCUGUGUCAGAAGGUCCUAUAACACAUAAAGAUUGCAAUUUACUCAUCUUUCUAAAUUUGGACCCAGAAACAUUUUAUUGACUCCAUCCCCAUUUGACCUUCUUUGCACAGCGUAAACUGUUAAAAUCGUCUUUCUUUUUAACAUAGGAGCACAAAAGAUGAAUUUAUUUCAUGGAGUGACUUUCAUUUUUGACUUGCUCAGAAUCCUAACUUAAUUUUAUAAUGGCACAAAUUUUACUCUGAAGGCUCCCAGAUCGAGACUGAUACUGUCAUUCGUUAAUGUUAGGAGGGAUGGUCCCUAUUUAAUACGCCAAUACUUAAGGAAUUGCAAUGUAGUGUGUUUAUGACCCUCUCAGUAAUUGAAAGGUCCAGCCAAGGUACCACAUUCUGUCUGCUUCAAAUUGAAGUAAGGUGGUGGGUGGGUUGGGGAAAACAAAACUGUCUGUUGUGCUAUUUGUUCCAUGCUAAUCUGUGUAGAUGUCCUAGAAAUUUCUGAUGGUUUAUACAGCACCUGAAAUGUUUAUUGAAAUCAUUUUUAAGUACC
Pelobates fuscus (common spadefoot toad) is the source of this 5780-nucleotide messenger RNA. It is a transcript of the gene RSF1, whose product is annotated as remodeling and spacing factor 1. Gene Ontology annotation, cellular component: RSF complex; chromatin. The transcript is spliced from 16 exons. The record is from RefSeq and is a predicted model, not a curated record. Bases 97 to 4515 code for a protein of 1472 amino acids. Gene Ontology annotation, molecular function: histone binding. Gene Ontology annotation, biological process: negative regulation of DNA-templated transcription. NCBI's taxonomy places the organism in Eukaryota, Metazoa, Chordata, Amphibia, Anura, Pelobatidae.